AUGAACCAAGAGCCUUUCACAUACGCCUUAACGCAGAUCAGUCACUUUGUGUCGAACGUGAACAAGAAGAACUUUGCGGCCACAAGUCGGCAGCUAGCGCAGUUGGUGAAAGACUUUGGACUUGAAGCGGACCGUCAUCUGCUGCACUGCCUUUUCUCAUCGAUCGACUUCGGAGACGCCACACAAUCCGCCUCCCGUGGUUAUUGCCAGGCUCGCUUGCUGGCCACUGAACUCGCGAGCCUGUCAAACAAACCGCAGCUGGUCGCCAACGUUUGCUUCGCCAUCGACAAUCCGUUCCCGCAGCAAAAGUCUCUGAAGCCAACGGCGAAUCUGGUAACGCAAAUCUCGAAAACGUUGUCCUGCACCCCGGUCCAGGAAACGGCCGUUUCGAUCGCUCUGCUCAACUCGAAACACCCGGAAACGGUACGGAUCGCCGAGAGCCAUCUACAAACGUGCCUUGCCGGGCUCAUUGAAACAUACAUCGAUUCUGAUACUGCCAGCAACGUUGAGGGAAACUUGAACGACGUUUCGCCCGAGUUCCUGCAGCAAAUACUGUCGCUGAUUGCGGACGGCAAGCACACGGCGUACGGGCUAUCGGAGCAAACGUUUGCCCGCUUCACGCACCAGCUGUGCCGGGACUUUCCGCGCGAUCGGGUGCCGCUCAUUCUAGCGCCCCUGCUGUACGCGGAGAACUCGGAGAUUUCGGCCGAAAUCCUCAAGCUCAACACGCACAGCAUCCUCCGGUCGUCGAUCAUGGAAACGUCCUGGACGAACCUGGUCAUGGAGGUGGGCUACUCGUUCACGGCCACUCUGGACGACUGCAAGAACCACCUGCUGAAGGUGGGUGGCCGGGAGAUAACGCCGCAGGACGUGGCGAAGAUCGUGUCCUCGAUGUGUCUGACGCACGCGUCGCUUUCGGAGAGUAACAUCAACCUGCCGACACCGAGUGCCUUCUGGCCGCAGGGCAGUGAUCCGUCGGCGAAGGCGAAGGAUGGCCAGAACGGGUCGUCGGCCCAGGAGAACAGCACCUGGAAGCCGGAAGUGUUGGUGCAGGCCCUGAAGGAGGUCGUGCCGAACCUGAACUGGAAGGAGGUGUGCCUGGCGAUGGACCACCCGGAGUUUAUGUUGAAGGAUCGGGCGGGCCUCUCGCUGCUGCUGACGAUCGUGAAGAUGGGCAUGCAGGCGAGCAACAUGGGGCAACACUUUCCGGUCGAGUGCCUGUACCAGCGGUGGUCGAACUCCGAGGGUCAGCUGUCGGUCAUUUCGUUGAUUCUGAAAAACCCCGAUCUGUACUCGUUCGCCGAUCACAUCUACACGAGCGUCUCGGUGGAGCUGCUCAAGACGCCGCCGGAGACGGACAACAAGGAGGUGGCCUCGUGGAUGUCGCUGCACCUGGUCGACGUGCUGCUGUACAUCGCGGACCAGGGCCUGUACGUGCAGGUGAUGGACAUCUUCAAGCUACCGAUUCAGCUCUGCCCGGACAUCCUGUUCCUGUCGCUGCUGCAGAUCAACCCACCGAUGACGGUGCCGCGGCAGGAUCUGUUCACGAACCUGAUACCGAUCUUCCUGGGCAACCACCCGAACUCGGGCACGAUUCUGCACCACGCGUGGAACCACACGAACUUCAACAUGACGCUCCGGCACAUCAUCCUGCACUCGAUGUCCGAGUGGUACAUGCGGGGCGACAGUGACCAGUCGCGGCUGUCCCGCAUCCUGGACGUGGCGCAAGAUUUGAAGGCCCUGUCGGGGCUGCUCAAUGUCCGCUCGUUCAUGUUCAUCAUCGACCUGGCCUGCCUGGCGUCCCGGCGCGAGUACCUGAAGCUCGAGAAGUGGCUGGCGGACAAGAUCCGGGAGCACGGCGAACCGUUCGUGAAGAACAUCAUCAAGUUCCUGCAGCGCCGCUGCCCCCAGAUCGUGGUCGGUGGCCCCGGUGGCAAGUACAGUGGCGACGAGCAGAUCCCCAAGUCGGCCCAGCUGCCACCGGAAACGCUCAGCACGAUCAUCGGGUGUCUGCAGGGGUGUAUCGGCAACGUGACUCCCGAGGUGACGGAAAUGAUCGUCGGCAUGUCGCAGUACAGUAUGCUGCUGAGCUCGAAGGCCCGUGCCCAAGCACCUCAGCAGCAACAGCAACAGCAACAACAGCAACAGCAACAGCAGCAACAACAGCAGCAACAGCAGCAGCAACAGCAGCAACAACAGCAGCAACAACAACAGCAGCAACAACCACCGCCUCCGGGAGUUCUGCGCCCGCACCGCGGUCUGGACGCGUUCAGUGCCUCGGCCAUGGGCGGCAGUCAGCUGUUCCCUCCGACGGUCGAAUCGCUCACCUGUUUGACGGCCAACAUCGGCGGGCUGAACAUUGGCGGUGGACCUGGUACCGGCGGUGCCGGCGUCGGUGGUCCCGGUGGGAGUGCGUUCAGUUUCAACAACAUCAUCGCCACGCCCGCUUCGCCGUCGCGUCUGCUGCCCUCGAGCAGUCCGUUCCCGAUGAUGACGCUGCCACCGGGAGCUGCUGCGGCCGCCGCUCAGGUCGGUUCGCUGGGACGGUUGACGCAAACGCCGAACGAUAAGCUCGGCAUCCCGAAUGCCGCCAUCACGGCGAGCCCGUUCGCCGAUAUGGUGCAGACCGUGUCGAAGGAGGUGGAAGAUGAG
Molecule: messenger RNA, 2652 nt
Organism: Anopheles cruzii
Lineage: Eukaryota; Metazoa; Arthropoda; Insecta; Diptera; Culicidae
Product: CCR4-NOT transcription complex subunit 1-like
Exons: 4
Biological process (GO): nuclear-transcribed mRNA catabolic process, deadenylation-dependent decay
Cellular component (GO): P-body; CCR4-NOT core complex
Molecular function (GO): molecular adaptor activity
Source: RefSeq, a predicted model, not a curated record